Molecule: messenger RNA, 3822 nt
Organism: Biomphalaria glabrata
Lineage: Eukaryota; Metazoa; Mollusca; Gastropoda; Planorbidae
Exons: 8
Coding region: 337-1998 (553 amino acids)
Molecular function (GO): protein binding
Source: RefSeq, a predicted model, not a curated record
AAACGGAAGGGGAGGAGCUAUCAUCCCUCCCCGACUUUCCUCUCUCUAGAGCUCUGACCGUUGGAAAUAUAUAAACGGCCAACUCUACCUCAUUGCACAAGUCUCUGACAGCAAGGCCGACACGAUCUCGACGGUCACGCUUAUAAACGGCGCAAAAGAAGAACGGUUGAAUUCCUACUAGAAUCUAGGAAUGUACCAACCAAGCAUGGGACAGUAGUACGCCAAUCUGGACCAUAAUGCAUUAGUGCUAGUCCAUCAUACGCUACAUACCAAAGAUCUACUUGUCAUAUUGCGCAUGUCAGAGGGCAGAUUUUUUUCUAAUGCAUUCUGCUCGUCAUGGAGAUUGCCCAAGAUUUGACCUGUCCGGUAUGUCUGGAGUUCUACACACUGCCCAUCAUACUUCCGUGCGGACACGUCCUGUGCCGGACGCCGUGCGCUGAGACAAUCUUAGAAGCCAAUUUUAUCCGUUGUCCGGUCUGUAGAGACAACUGCUACGUUCAUAAUGGACUUUCCAGUUUACCAAGAGUUCUUUCCCUUGAAAGCAUCAUCAGCAAGCAGAAGCAGACGAACCUGAAAGGCGCCUCUUUAAAUGGAAUCGAUGCAUGCGCAGAGCAAAAAUUAAAACAUGAAAGUGAUAGUGCAAGAUCAAAUCAAGAUUUCCCGCUCGAGUCUAAGAGGACAGAAGCUGAACGAGAGAUACAGUCUCCAUUGUGGACAACCUGUGAUCCGCCCACGACUUGUUCCGCUCAACUAACGUAUGUGUUGACGCUCUUGCAACAAUCAAGUGCAGACAUUCCCGUUUCCUUGUCGUGCUCUGGUCACGUGUCCACAUUAGUCCAGUCGUCUGUUAGCUUGUAUUUAAACAACCAAUCAGAAACUGGCGCGCAAUCGAGACUCUCACGCUCUUCAUUGACAAUGUCGGAUUCAUUGACACCCAAUCCACAUUUCUAUCCCCUAUUCGACUCUUCCAUUAACCUCCCGAGUCGGCCUAUCACUAAAUUCGACCUACUUCUGCCCAUCUAUAAAUUACUUCCCCUGACGGCGAGUAGCGGAUAUGAACAUGUCGUCAAAGGCGACGAUGAUGACGACACAUCCUCUGACGCUGAUAAAUGUCUGCUCCAUUCUUUAGUCACGUGCAGUUACCCAAAGUCCUCUGUAGCCCCAUGUGAUAAUUUAAACAGUGCACCAUCUUUGUUGACGCCGAAAUCGACUAAUAAAAUCACGAGCGAGGAUAAUAUUCAUUUCCAGGAAGAGGAGCCUGAACUGAUUUCGUCACAAUCUCAAAAGUCGUCCCUGGUUGAUACUGAGCCAAACAGCUUAGGAUCAGAGUGUCAGAUGGCAGUUCAGUGUUUGGCCAAAUAUAAUAAAGUCCCAAAGAAGCCAGUCUUGGACCUCCACAUGUCCUCCAGAAGUAGUGAUUGCGUUGUACUCGCCUUAGCUCCGCCCACAGUUGGUGACGUCAUCGAUGGUUACGAAGUUGUCUUCGGCACGUGGGAGCAGGUACAGUUGAAUAUGGAGGAGACAGUCAGAGCUCGCUUGAGUGACAGCGUCAACGAGGCUUACUGUUUUAUUCCAAUAGAGAACCUCUGCCAAUCGACUCGCUACUUCUUUAGUGUCACAGCUGUAAAUCAAGAAGGUCAUAGUCCUAGUAGUGACCCUGUCCACUGCAGAACCCUUGACCCACAAGACAUCCAUCUCCAAGUGCCAAUCAUUCUUGAGAUUCAAAGCCACACCUCCAGUCGAUCAGCCACUGUUAUCACAAGUCAGCGGAGGCAACACCAAAGGGAGAUGACUAAGCUAUUUCUCCUACACAGGAAAGAGGCAGACGUGGGAACAUCUUUCACGUGGUCGGGAACGAGGAUUGAACGUGAGCGCUGUCGACACGAAGUGGAGAACCUGCAGCCCGACACAGAGUACCAGUUCAUUGUCAUGGUGGUGGGUGAGGGUGGGCGAUGUCAACUGUCGGAAAAAUUGUGGCUAAAAACGAGUGCUUCAUAAUCCUGUCAUGCCAUUCUUCAAGUUACGCCACUGACUAGAGUAUAAUGCUACUUCUUCAAGUUACGCCUCUGACUAGAGUAUAAUGUCGAGUUUUGAAAUCACGCAACUGACCGCAGUAUAUUCCCAUCUUAACGUUAUGUCCCUUACAAGAGCUGCUGCCACUGACUUGUGUAUAAUGCCACCUUAAAGUUCUGCCACUGACUAGAGUAUAAUGCCACUUUGAAGUCAGACUAGUGCAGUGUUUUACAAAUUUUUUCUUAAAUGGAACACUUAUUCGUACAUUCUGUAUUUAGCGGAACACUUUGCUUAUCUUUUAGAGAGAUCAAUUCACGUGGUGGCCAGAACAGUUUAAUCUCACCAAACAAAUUUUGGACAGAUGGCCUUAAGGUAAGGCCAGGUUUAAUCAGUUAAUUGAUCCAAGAUCGAGUCCAUUCUUUUCCUAGUACGCUGUGUGAUGGGAAAUUAGCUCAGAACCUACAAGUCGUCCUUCAAAGAAGAUUAUAAAGGCGUAUCCAUGUGUUAAUCAUGUCAUAAAUACUAGAGAAUUUUGGAGGAUUUGGGCAAAACAUUUUCCAUAUUGCGGUGUCUUGAAAGAGUAUUAAAUAUAAUUUAUAAUUGCUUAUUAGGGAUUCUCGCUUUAAGAGCUUAUCACAGACUAACAUUAGGCUGGUACCUAUUUACGCUUUGAUUUUUGAAAGAUACUGUUUACUAGUCCCCCGGAAUGGCCAAAAGACAGAGAAGAAUGGAGAAAGACGGUCGACGAGUAUUGCAUGGUGCCCCAACUGUGCAAUAGUCUAUAGACUAAAGGAUAGGUAAAGGUAAAGAUAAAUAUUAUCAUUAUUUUAGUGCACAAUGAUUUUUAAAUUUUAUUUUUUUUCAACGAUCAAAACAAGACUAUGGCUUGAAUAUUCCUAAUCCAUUGGUGAAUUUGAUUGGGGCCGCCUCUGAGUUUGUGUGAUAACGCAAACUCUCUUUGUAAACUUUUUUUUCUCCAAAUUCGUUUUUAUAAAGUCUUUUUUUGAUUUAAUAGAAAUUAAUAUUAUCUUCAUUUUUCUCUUGUUACUAUGACAAUUCUUUUAUACUUCUCUAAGUGUCGGUAGAUACUCGGCACUCUCUCGUACUAUUUCAUGAACAGUCAAAGAGCGACAACUGGGCUACCAGCAGAAGUAAAAAAAAACCACGAAGCCAUUUGAGACAACGAGAGCUCAAAACAACGGCAGUCACUCAUGAUAGCUUUUCCCAAUUUGUUUCCUUCGUAUAUUUGCUAUUACGUCCCUUGUUAUACUUUUAUCCACCCGUUAACAAAAUACUACAAAUUGACCCCAGCAGGAGAUGAUAUCUGGUAAUAGCAUGUACUGGUGACCCGUCGCAACCUGGGAAAGAAAUGUGUUACUUGUUUUUAACCAUUUACAUAUUAUAGUAGACAAAGAGAAAUAUUAACAAUAGAAUACAUAGGCCUACUUUAAUAUAUAUAUAUUAAAAUAUUUAACUUUGAAAUUUCUAUCAAUAAAUUCUGAAAAUAUUGAUGUAUAGUAAUGGCUGUGCAAGAUAAAGAAAUUAUAUAAUAGAAUCCCCGAGCAUUAUAUAAAAUUUAAAAACAGCUAUGGAUUCUGGGAAGGGACAAAUGUAACUGUUCUAAAUCUAAAUGUAGGUCUACGUCACGUCAUUAGGACAACACUUUGAUAUAAAUAACUGAAAAAAUAAUUUGCUAUUAUCUACAAACCUUUUUUUUUCUCUAUCUUCUAAUUUGUUACAACAAUUAAAUGGCAGAAUGAGGAGAGAAGAGAUUAUGCGCUAAAUAAAACAUUCAAUACAUUACAACGA